Oncorhynchus nerka (sockeye salmon) is the source of this 5270-nucleotide messenger RNA. Its product is annotated as zinc finger protein 704. The record is from RefSeq and is a predicted model, not a curated record. Gene Ontology annotation, molecular function: DNA-binding transcription factor activity; RNA polymerase II cis-regulatory region sequence-specific DNA binding. NCBI's taxonomy places the organism in Eukaryota, Metazoa, Chordata, Actinopteri, Salmoniformes, Salmonidae. Gene Ontology annotation, cellular component: nucleus. Gene Ontology annotation, biological process: regulation of transcription by RNA polymerase II.
UGUGAAACUUAAAUAAUUUGUUCAUGUAGAUCACAAUUAAUAUCUUUGUUUGUGUAUUGGCGAAGCCCUUUUGUUCGGAUGAAAAUGUACUGUACAAAUGUCAUUGUCGGUCCUUAAAUACAUUUCCGUGUUUUUGUGCUCUCUUACGAGUUUAGAGGGAACAGUCAGGAAAACAAACAGGUCGAACGAAGAAAUAUCAGUAACCGGUCUGUUGAAGAGGUUAUUUCACGGGGAAUGGCUUGUUUUUAUGCAUUUGUUAAUCCAUGCAUGUAGCUUUUUCUACACAUAUUCGUGCUUUCGAAUAUCGUUCGUUUUGACCCAUGCUAGCAGCAGAGUAUGUUGCCGCUUUCUAACAUUUGGUUAGGGUUUAUGGAGCACGUAGUCUAUCCGCUGCGGUGUUGUGUUUUUCAUGUCGGUGUUUAUCAAUUCUAACUCGACGUCCAUAGAUAGACAUUGACCACAUUCCGCUUUAAAUUCGGUGCUAUAAAUUGAUCGCUAUGCAUACGAGGCGUUUGGUGAAGCGUUCAAUCCUGGGGAGCCGGGUGUAUGCGCCGAGUCCGACUGGGGACGGGGCUCCGUUGACAGGACUGGUACAGGCUGUCAAGCAGGAAAACAGAGACGUUUCAACCGGACCUCGGCGUAACGUCUACACGGUACUAAUGCAAGACGGAAGCCUGAAAGAAUUCUCCGAGGACGAGAUAGCCGUGGGCUUCAACCAAACGACGGCGAAAGGACCGCUCAAAUCCAGCUUGAAGCAGAGCUCCAGUAACGGCCGGGGGGACGGGACUCCACACCAGGGCCAGAACGGGGAGGCCAACUCUCUGAGCCCAGAUGCGGUGGAGGGGGAGAGGGCAGUGGAUGGCAGGAGGACAGGGCGCACCUUGGAGGGUCCUGAGAGGGACCACACCCGCUCUGUCUCCCUGCUGGACCAGAAACGUAAGGUGGUGUCAUCCAGCAUCGAUGUGCCCCAUGCCAGGAAGUCAGAGGAGGAAGUGGACAUGGACAAGGUGACAGCUGCAAUGGUUCUGACCAGCCUGUCCAGCAGUCCACUGGUCAGGAGCCCCCCAGUCAAAGUCAGCGAGGGUCUGAAUGGCUCGUGGAAGGAGAGUUGUGGGGGCUUCACCCCCUCCAGUUACAGCAGUAGUGGCUAUUGGAGCUGGAGCGGCCCUAGUGACCAGUCCAACCCGUCCACCCCCUCCCCACCGCUAUCUGCAGACAGCUUCAAGCCCUUCCGCAUGUCCAGCGUCAACGGCCCGCCCCCCGACGACGCCAUCGACGAACAGGAUGGCAGCAGCCUGCUCUUCGACGAGCCAAUCCCACGCAAGCGCAAGAACUCCAUGAAGGUGAUGUUUAAGUGUCUGUGGAAGAACUGUGGGAAGGUUCUGAGCACGGCUGCUGGGAUACAGAGACACAUCCGGACCGUUCACCUGGGGCGUAACUGUGACUCUGACUGCAGUGACGGAGAGGAGGAUUUCUACUACUCGGAGAUCAAACUCAACACAGACUCAGUCGCUGACGGUCUGAGCAGCCUCCCCGUCUCCCCCUCCGUACUCUCCCCCAUCUCUCCCCCCCAUGACCACCACAGACGACCCCCUGCAGAGGGCAGCAACGGGACCAAUGGGAACAAGGAUAAUCACAGCCACACCCACUCCAACAGCACGCCCCUCAGUCGCUCUGCCCCCAGCGCCCUCUACCUCAUCCACGCAGAGCACGCUUACCAGGCCACAGCUCCAGUCACCAUCCCCUUCUCUGGCUCUGCUGCCCCAGGCUCUGCUGCCCCAGGCUCUGCUGCCUCCACCUCCUUCACCCCCAGCAGCAGCUCGACCUUCAGUAUCUCCUGGCAGUCACCUCCUGUCACCUUCACUGGCACUGCUGCAUCUCCCACCCACAGUCGGACACAGAGCUUUGGGGAGCAGCGGUCCCAGACAAUAGCAGUCCUCUCCUCCCCUCCCAGAGCCACUGGCUCACUCAGCCGUAAGUCCCGUGGUGAGGGUAAGAAGUGUCGUAAAGUGUACGGAAUGGAGAACAGGGACAUGUGGUGCACUGCCUGCCGAUGGAAGAAAGCCUGCCAGAGAUUUACCGACUGAACCAACCAAGUAACCGACCAACCGUGAGGGUUCCCCGUGGGAACCAGGGGUGUUGCUUUCUGUUCCCGUCCUACGCAUGCGUUGUCACUCCAAAACCAACGUUGUCACACCCUUCUACAGUCCUGGUCCACUCCACCCCAACCAUAACCCGACCCCUCCUGACCCACCCCAUCAGGACCAAGGGGGUGUAGCCUCCUACUGUUCGGAGUAUAUCCCAAGCUAACUCCAGCUCCCUCCCAAGACUUCCAACCGGGGAACAAAAAUAACCUCGGACCUAAUUGUCAGGUCAGCCAUGAAGGGACCAGAAAAGAGGCAAAUUUUGUUCCAGAACGUCUCAGUAUUUUUAAAAAUUGAGAAUGGGCUUUUUUUUGCUUUGAGAGAAGGUCAAAAUAAAAAGAGAACAGGGAAAAUCAUUGUUUCCCAUGUAGACUCCUUCUUUCCCCACUGGCCUGCUUCUUCUACUGGGUGCUCUGGAUCUCUACAACCACAGGCCCCCCCCUCUCUUCCCCGUCCUCACCCCAGGGAAUGUAUCUUGUGUCUGGACUCGGCAGGGGGAAGAGGGAGGGGUGGAUAGCACCCCCUAGUGGGGUUAAAUGGAUCAAUGCAACAACAGCAAAAAUACAAAUACACAUUCGGGGUGCAGAACAGACCAACCUUGCCAGCAGCAAUGAGCCCUACACCCCAACACUGCAUCACAACCGCAACACAGGACCACACAGUUUUCUAUCUACAUUUUAUAUAUAUAUAUCCAGUUGACUGAAGCUAAAAAGGGUCAUUUUCUUUCAGGGAGUGUUGAUCAAAAGAAAGGAAACAUUUCAAUAUAGUUAUUUACAGUGAGGGUUUUGGUCACAUUUACUUGCAACCAAAAAGUUUAUUUUGUAUUUUUUUUUAUGUGCCAUUUUCCCUAAUGUUGUUAUUUCUCUGUAUCUAUUCUUCUUGGUGUAUUGAAAGCACAAAAAGGACUGUUUUUGCUCACUAAGAACACAAAACAUUACACCCCUCCCACACACUUUGGGGCAAAACAAUCAACCGACUUAAAAUGGGUCUGCAAAUUCUCCUCUUCUUCCAUCCGGAGUUAGUUCAUAUUGCUAACGGUUUGUUUACGGGCGCCAGACUUUACCAAAGCCCGUAGGUCCCCUACAAGAUGGAGGGUAUCCGCUCAAUUUUUCCUUUCCUUUCCAAUACCAAAAGUGAAGCAAGAACUUUUAUUGUAUGUGUGUGACGUGAAUGAACACUUUUAAAGGCAGUAUGUGGCAGUUCCUGUUGGGUCGGGGUGAACAUCUCACUCUCUCUCACCCUACUCACUCUUGUGUUGACCUUUCAGGUCUGAGAGAAUAUUGGUGAAGUAAGCAUGGUAACAUCACCUGUACCAUACUGUGACCGGUCCAGACCUCCUUGUUGGAAAAUGGGAAGCUUUUUGGGAGAUUUCUUUAACUCGGCACACUACACUCACUCCAGUUCGGCCAGCACAUCACUCUAUGGGCUUCAUAAGUAGUAAAAAACUGUGUGAUUGAUGGGUGGCAGAGGCCGGUCCACUGGUGCAGCUACCUGGGUCCCCACCCACUCCACUUCCUCCUGAUGAGACUGGCCACCUGGUUGGCUUGGACGCGGGAGGUUGACUCACUUUGAAAGGGACAUUACUGUACGUGGUAGAUUGUGAACUCUUCUGGAAUCACUCUGUUGUCACCUAGCUAGUUCUCUCUGUCUGUUAGCUCAGACACUCUGGCUGUUCUAAGGCUGCGCACCGCAAGCCUUCUUCCAAAGUGUGGACUUGCACAUUUCCGGUCAUGGAUUUAACAAUGGUGUGAACUCUCUCCUGCCAGUUUUUUACACCAAUCCUAUGCUUUUAAAUCCAUGAAUGGGAGUAUGCACAUUUCGGGACACACCCAGAAACUCUUAUAUGAAGGUCAAUAUAACAAGGUCAAAGAAGUACACACAAGAAAGAAGUCAACACACAGUCCAACACCAGCUAUAUAAACACUAGUAAACCCACUCUGUUCACAACCCAGCUUCCUCCGUACCUCCUCCGGGAUUAUAUAGCCUUUAUUUCUCCCAACCCUUUUCUAUUUUUGUCUUUUUAUCAGAAUGUUUAAGUAGAUGGAGCUCUGAUUUGACUGUUUAUUAAGUUAAAUGUUAUCCACUUUAAAAAUCUAUCCUCCACCCAGUGGACGAGUUCAGUAUAACGCCAAGAAGGGUGACCAUAGUUUAAGUGUUGCAUCAUUCAUUCAAGUGUAGGCUAAACCAAUGUUGUCGACAUGGUAUGGCCUCGGUCGCACAUUCAAAGUCACUGUGCUUUUAAAUCAUGUCAUUGGAGUUUCUGCAAGAUUAAACUAUAUUUAGAUCAGUGAUGGGCACCUGGUGGCCCACUGCCCCCCUUCUGAAGGCCCUCGGAUACAUUUUUGGGGGAACUCAGUCGAGUCUCAACUUACUGUUGAGAGUUAGAAUAGUAGAAUACACCAGGUUCAAUUUCUCUUGUUAUUUCAGUCACUCAAUUAGCCUAUAUCAGCUAAAAUGUUUAGCGGCCAGUUAUCUAGACUUGUUAUCAUGGUGGAAUUACUGGCCGGGGGCCCCUCCAAUGAUUUUGUUAGUCAGUCUCACUCAGAUAUAUCCUAUUAAAUCCUGCAAACAUUUCUCUCCACCCUAUGGCAAAAUGUCUAGAAUUGCAGGAAAUUAGAUGCAAAACAACACAGGACCACACAGUGGUCUUCUCUGGCCCCAUGGCACAUGUCUAGAAUAGCACCAAACUCACAUUAAAAAAAAUCUCUCUCCUCUGUCAAGAAUGUUUUGCUCGCGGUGUGGGGGUAUGGAUGUGUGUACGCAGACCCCCCACCAUCAUCAUCAUCGUUGCCCAUCCCUGACCCAGAUGAUCUAAAACUGCCAUUUUAUUAUGUCAACGGAUUGUUGUUUAAAAAAUACUCAUGUUCACAUGCUUACGGAGGAACCGAUGGAUCUGUCUGUUCUACUGCUAAAGGAACACUGUGGUUAUUGUAACCCUGCAGCUCUUAGGAGAAUACUGUCAGCUUGUUUUGUUACUGUAGGUGAACCCCACAACCUAAUACCCAAAUGCUCGCUCUCUCUCUCUCUGUCUCUCUCACACACACACACUAUAACCCUCUAUAAUAUCUAUCUGCCAGUGUCAUUUAGCAGUUGGAGAAAGACACCUGAUUAAAAACAUUUGUCUUA